Molecule: messenger RNA, 41909 nt
Organism: Podarcis lilfordi (Lilford's wall lizard)
Lineage: Eukaryota; Metazoa; Chordata; Lepidosauria; Squamata; Lacertidae
Source: the annotation of a GenBank genome assembly
AUGCGACUGGCGGCGGCGCGGCCGCGGCCCGAGCUAGGAUUGGCGGUUAGGCUUGCCAAUCCUCCCGUCGUAAACACCGCCCUCCCGAGUUGGCAUCCCUCUGGGCGCCCUCCGGCUUUCUUGUCUCCCUCGCAGCAGCCUCCCCCCCCCCGCCCCCAUUCCCUUCUCCGGCUCUCGUCACCCCGCCUUCCCUCCCUCCCUCCCUCCCUCGCCCGGCCGCGUUUGGCCUUGUCGGCGUCAGCGGCAGCUGUCGCUGCGGCGUAGGAAGCGAAGCGGUCUGGCGGCGGCUGUGGUGGGGACUCUCCAAAGCCAGUCGGCUCGGCCCGUUCGCUCUUCCUCCCCGUCUUCGUCAAGGGGGCCCCUGGUGGCCUCGAGGAGAAACCACGGGCGUUCUGGGCCGGUGGGGGCGGCGGCAGGUGGGGGCCACUGCUGCUGCCGCCGCGAGCCCCGCCCCUCCAGCAGGUAAGGCGCACAGACGAGCACCCCCGCUUCACCUCUUUGCCCACUAGACACGUCGCUAUUUCAGGACUGAAAGCGCUACCCCCCCUCCAAGCUCUUAUAAGCCGGCACGCCCCCCUCCCACCGCAUCUUGACAGGUGAGGAUAAAUUUACACCCACCCCCAUUUCACUCCACCAAAGGUGUGGGAGCCUCUUUCUAGCUCCCUCUUUCUCCGCCGAAACCCCCCCCCCAGCCGCCGCCGCCCCGCCUUCAUUACAGCCAAGAGAAAGAUUUAAAGCUCAUUUUUCUAGUCUAGUGGACACAUUUACAUUUCUCAAAUGGCACCUACUUCCCGUUUAAGGUGGUGGUGGGGGGUGGCGGUGGCGGAUGCAAAUAGUUUAUUGCUCAUAUAGGCCAAGUCCAUACAUGCAGAACAGGUGCAUACGCAUUUCACGCUCUGUAUGUUAUAGGAAUAAGCUUUUGCACCUGUUUGAAAUUGGGUUUCUAUAGGCCAGGGUAUACUUGCAGACAGAUGUAUACACUCAUGCACAUGUUUAUGUUGUAGGGAUAAGCUUUCGUAUCUGUACACAGUUACAUCUGUGUUAAAAAAUGCUAUGCAUUUAUAGUAUUAUAUAAAAUCUUGUAGUAUUUUGCACAUGCCUCAAGGAAGCUAGCCAUGUUACAUAUUUUUACGUCAUAAAGCAAUGUGUGUGGGUUUUUUUGUUGGCUGUCUUGAGGGUUAUGUGAAAGGCAAGUUAAUAUGAUUUUUAAAAUUUAUAUACAUGGACUUUUGUAUAGAAACGUUAUUAGUUCUGAGCGUGAGAUUAUAUACAAUCUUGCGCCUUUUGUAUAAAUGUCACACAAUAACAAAAAUUGCAUGCAUAGAAAAUUAUUUUAUAUCCUUGUAAAAAUGUAUUAAAAUUAAUAGUAUCUGCAUGUGGGCGGUAUGUACACACACACACACACACACACACACAGACACACAAACUAUUACAGUUGUAUGUGUUUACAUGUAUGGAAUUGUUGUACAGGAGUUGGUUGGAAAGGAAAGGGAAAUUAUAACAGUGACUCUUUCAUUGACCUAUAUUCCCUCUCAUGAAAAUUAUAAGUGCAGUUCUGCUACAUCAGAGUGCAGCAUCCUACCUCAUGUAGUACCUGUUGGUUGCUUCCAGAAGGCCAGCAAGUUGGAUUUCAAGGCAUCCCUUGCCCUUUGACUUUCCCUACUAGUGCCCCCUUGCAGCAUCUUUUAUCUCAUGGAAUACUGCCCCUGACCAUGGAGGUUCCAUCAAGCCCUACAUGUGGUGAUUGGCUUUGACUUCUGCCUUCCUCCAUGAAUCUGUAUAAUUUCCCUUUUAAUACCAUGUUGAUAAUGAUAAUAUAAACCUUUAGUGUGUUCAGGUUCAUCAGAUGUUUUCUCAAACUGCAUGAUAGGGUGAGGCAGUACACAUACAGGCAUCCCCCCACUUGUGCAUGAUUGACUUGCACGUGAUCAUAUAUACGUGCAGCGCCAAGAAAAGUUUUAAUAGUUUAAUUCAUACUGAAAAUGGAGAGAGCGAGCUGGAGAGCCCUUGUGGCUCAUAAGGAGACCCUCCCUAGAGCCCAAGGAGGAUGUCUAGAGAGGGCAGAAAAGAGACUGGAGGUGCAACAGUUCUUUGUUUAGGCUGCUUAGCCUCCCCCCUAACAGCUGAUGCAUGUGGUAGUGCAGCAGCAGAUUCUUUUCCGCAUGUCCUCCAGUCUCCUGCUGACCCCAGUGCUUCAAUUCCAGUUGUGGAUAUUUUUGGUACAGGGUUGUAUUUUUUUUUGGAGAGUAGUAUUUUGGAGAGAGAGUGGCUUCAUAGUAUUGCCUUCUGCUACUGUUUUUUAAAUCCACUGCUUGCUUCCAUUUGUCAACUCUUUAAAGAUUGUCUAAGGCAGGGGUGUCAAACUCAAAUUCAUCGGGGGCUGCAUCAGCAGUUUGGUCACCCUCAAAGGGCCGGUUGUAUCGGCCUAAAAUAUUUGAGCAGGCUGAGACCCCUGAUGGGCUUUGACAUUUAAAUGGUGUGUGUGUGGCAUGUGAUAAAUUAUGUGACGUUCGAGCUGGUCUUUGACCAGUAAUAAAUUAUGAUGAUGAUGAUGAUGGUGAUGUGAGGUGGGGCCUACCUGCCCCCCCUCAAUAUUUUAUUCAGGCUGACACCCCUGUUAUGAAAGAUUACUAAAGUCUGCCCCUGUGGUGAUGUAUCAUAACAUUGUGCAGGCCCAGUCUGAGGGCACCUUUACCGGACUGCGUCCUGUGGCUGGGGCUUGUCUGCGCCUUCUCUUCCUUCUCCGCCUGUUGCUGCCUCCUCCCUGUGCCAGGCGCUGGUGGGGGGGGGGGGGAGAUGUGCUGGUUGCACCCCAGUUUCUGACGGGGGCCAAUGCUGCUUGUUCCUCCCUCUGCUUUUCAACACUGCAAUAUAUCGCUACCGUAUCACAACAUCACUAUCACAAUGUUGAAAAGUUGGUAUCGUCUGCUUUUAGGGGCUGAGGGGCUUACUCAGUACAGACAGGGGCACUCCUAGGAAUUUAUUGGAUUUCAAAUCCCUGGAUUUCAAAUCCCAUUGAGGGGGGGCAGGGGUGGACUUUGGUAAUAUGGCACCCACCCUGAGUGAGGACAAAAUUUGGUGCCCCCUCCAAUAGAAUAAAUAGGCAUCGUUAUCAUUAUUUUGUGCUCCCUUGGCUCGGGGCGGGUGAGGCACCUGCACGGCCCCAAAUCUGGCGCUGGUGGAGGAAGCACAUUUCCACGAUGGGCCGAGCUGCCCCUGUGGAUCCUGCUGCCUGAGGCAGCCACCUCCCCUUGCCCUCCGUGGCAAGCCGAGGCCGAGGGGGACGUUCGCUUGCCCAGGCGCCGGGCUCCCAUCCACUUGCUCCAGAGCGCCCGCUGCAGCCCUGCUGCCAGCAGCCAUCGGGGAAGGCGGCCGGCCGGGCUCCGGGGCUCGGUGGGGCCCGCCGGCAGAGGGCGGGGCUGCGCCUUGCCUGGGCAUGAAAGCCCUGCUGGCACGUUGUUUCCCACGCCGUGCAUCCGUGCCGCGCUCCCGCCUCCAUCUCGGCUCGCUCCCUCCCAUCCUCCACCUCCGUGCCUCGCCUGCCAGAUUCGUAUCCCUGCCCGGCAGCGGCGGCGGUGGCGCAGCGGAGGCCGAGCAUGGCGCCAGCAGCGGCUGCUGGGGGGUGCGGAGGAGCGUCCAGCUGGGCAGCUCCGCUCAGCUUGCUGCUCCUCGUGCUGGGCGCCUCCUGGGCGGCACGCCCACCGGACCGGAGCGGCCGCCAGAGACGUGGCAUGCCGCGGGACGAGGCGGGCGGCCUGCGGGGUCAUGCCGGUGGGGGACCUCCGGAGGCGGCCUCUCUGCUCACCACCUCCUUCGUGCUGAAAGGCGACGUGGUGCACAACCAGGCAAUGGUGCACUGGACGGGCGAGAACAGCAACGAGAACGGUGGCUACACGGGCCACAUGACAAGGUCUGGCGGGCCAGAUUCGGCCCGCAGGCCUUGUGUUUGACACCCGUGGUCUAAGGCAAAAAACCCCACUCUGUUUCCUAUUUAGUAAUAAAUAACUGACACUUAGCCAGUGCCUUGACAUUUGUCACGGUUCUCUGGGUGCCACAUGACCCAGAAAGCUGUCUGUGGACAAACACCAGCUCUCUCGGCCUGAAAGGUGAGACGAGCGCUGCACCCCAUAGUCAUCUUUGACUGGACUUAACCGUCCAGGGGUCCUUUACCAUACCUUUCCUAAUAGCACCUGAGAUGAUUAGCUCAAAGCAAGGCUAAUCCUGAAAUGCUCAUUAAGUUGUCAUGGCAGUGCCCCCUACUACUUGUGCCAACCUUAUAUCUUAUAUGUCUUCCCAAUGACAGGGGGGAAACAGACUUUUAUCUCACAUAUAGAGCCCAUUCCCAUCCACCUAACAGAAUCAUAUAAAUUCUCCUUUUAGGCUGAGGAUUCUCACUAGUUAUUUUACUGGAGCCAUGGUAAUAAAUUGUGUUUUAUGUCAAGUGGACAUCCAGUAUCUCUAGAAUAUAUUAUUUGAGGUUGUUGCAACCUCUGUCAUAUAUAGCCUACUGUUCUGAUGCAUCCCUUUCAGAGGUGCAAGGGCUCAGUUCUGCCUGCUAGCUGUGUGAUUUGAAUGUUUGUUCUCUGUAGCUACUCAGCAUCAUAAGGUAAAGGUAAAGGGGACCCCUGACCAUUAGGUCCAGUCAUGGCCGACUCUGGGGUUGCAGUGCUCAUCUUGCUUUACUGGCCAAGGGAGCCGGCAUACAGCUUCCGGGUCACGUGGCCAGCAUGACUAAGCCGCUUCUGGCGAACCAGAGCAGCGCAUGGAAACGCCGUUUACCUUCCCGCCAGAGCGCUACCUAUUCAUCUACUUGCACUUUGACGUGCUUUCAAACUGCUAGGUUGGCAGGAGCUGGGACCGAGCAAUGGGAGCUCACCCCGUCGCAGGGAUUCGAACUGCCGACCUUCUGAUCGGCAAGUCCUAGGCUCUGUGGUUUAACCCACAGCAUCAUAGCAAAAAGCAAAUUGUCAUAUAUUUAAUGUAAUCACAAACCAGUGUGUGCCGUAUCCCAUGUGCUGACAUGUGAGGGCUUCUUGCUUGCCUUUGUGAUUGCCAUGUUUCUUUACCCAAUAUUGCCACCCACCCCACCCCAGUACACCUGUCUCUAGCCCCCUCUGUUACAUUUUCAUUAGUCUAUAGAACAUGUAUAUAAUUUUGCUGAAGGUAGACUGGCAGAGGAACAAUGACUGUGUUUGCUAUUGAUGAAUGUUAAUGUGUAACUGGGGCAAUUUCAUUCUUGAAAUAAGUACUUUGGGACAAAGUGGAAUGACAGUGAUGGCUAUUUUGCAGCUUUUUGAGCACAAAUGUGUUUGUGUAACAUGUAUGUAAAUAAAUUGACAGUGACCAUUGUGGCUGCAAGCAUAAACAUAAAUUUGUCAGGGCAUUCUUCCAUUCUUCUAUAUGUUCAUCUGAUAUAUAAGUUGGAAAUAUCUCCUAUGAGGUUACUGAAAUGGAAAUCUUUAAGAUUGUCAAAAUGAUAAAUAUUUGCUGUAAAUGUAACUUUGUUGUGUUAUUGUUUCUUCUUACAAUAAGUAUUACUUUCCAUUGCUUCUGAUGUGGUAUGACAUGGUAUGUUCAAGAAAAUUGAGAGCAGCAAGUUCAGAAGGCAGAGAUGUACGGAGCCUGUGUACAGUACUAAUUAGUAGUAUCCACAGCCUUCCUUACUCUUAACUUGCACUUCUUUGUGGCAGUAACAUUGUUGAUCUUUAACCUUUGUUUGUUUUAUUCCGAUUCUCAUUAGAAUGACCAACAACAUUUUGGGUUGUCCCGGACCAGAUCCAGUCAUUCUUGUAGGAAUUUUAUUUUCUAGAUCCAUUUCAAUUGGGGUUAUACCCAGAUUUUGGCAUGGAAACUGCUUUAUUCACCCUGUAUGAUGACCUCUGUUGGGAGAGAGUGGGGGGAGGAUGUGUCCCUGUUAAUUCUUCUCGACCUCUCAGCAGCUUUGGAUACCAUCAACCAUGCUAUCCUUCUGGAGUGGCUCUCCGAGUUAGGGGUGGGUGACACUGCCUUGCGGUUAUUUCAGUCCUACUUGGAUGGUUGUUCCUAAAGGGUGCUGCUUGGUUUUUCAGUCCUGUGGAGCCUUCAUUGUGGGUGCUACUCCUCCUCAUCUAGCCAGUCUCUGACAGUGGGGUUCCACAGGGCUCUUGAUUCUAUCCUCUGUGCUGUUCAAUAUCUGCAUGAUACCACUGAGUGGGGUUAACCCAAGUUAUAGAGUACAUUGUCAGCAGUAUGAUAAUGACAAACAGAUAUAUUUCUUUACAUUUGCAGGUGGGGCAGUGGGUGUGCUAGACAAUUUCCUUGCCUCAAUAAUUGAUGAGAUGAGAGCCAACAAACUGAAACUCAAUUCAGAUAAGACUGAGGCAUUGUUAGUGGGUGGUUGCCUAGACCUGAAGGGUGGAAGGUUGCCUGCUCUUGAUGAGGUUACUCCCUCUAAAGCAGUGGUGGCCAAACUUGGCCCUCCAGCUGUUUUGAGACUACAAUUUCCAUCAUCCCUGGCCACUGGUCCUGUUAGCUAGGGAUGAUGGGAGUUGUAGUCCAAAAACAGCUGGAGGGCCAAGUUUGGCCACCACUGCUCUAAAGGAAUGGGUAUGCAACUUGAGGGUAUUCUGGAAUCUUUGCUGUCAUUUGAGGCUCAGGAGUGCCUUCCAUCAGCUUUGACUGGUGGUCCAGCUAUGCCACUAUCUGGACAGAGACAGCCUAACUACUGUGGUCUAUGCUCUGGUAACCUCUAGGUUAGAUUAAAGGUUAAGGUAAAGAUACCCCUGACUGUUAGGUCCAGUCGCAGACGACUCUGGGAUUGCAUGCUCAUCUCGCUCUAUAGGCAGAGGGAGCCGGUGUUUGUCCACAGACAGCUUCUGGACCAUGUGGCCAGCAUGACUAAGCCGCUUCUGGUGAACCAGAGCAGCGCAUGGAAAUGCUGUUUACCUUCCUGCCAGAGCAGUACCUAUUUAUCUACUUGCACUUUGACAUGCUUUCGAACUGCUAGGUGGGCAGGAGCUGGGACUGAACAACAGGAGCGCACCCUGUCGCAGGGAUUCAAACCGCCGACCCUCUGAUCAGCAAGCCCUAGGCUCAGUGGUUUAGACCACAGCGCCACCUGCUUCCCAUCUAGGUUAGAUUACUGCAGCACAUUAUAUGUAGGACUGCCUCUGAAGACAGUUCUGAAACUUCAGCUAGUGCAGAAUUCAGAAGCCAGGUUGCUCACCAGGGAAAGACGCUUUGAGCAUAUUACACUGAUCCUCAUCCGACUGCACUGGCUACCAGUUAGUUUCUGGUCCCAAUUCAAAGUGCUGGUUUUGACCUAUAAAGCCUUAAACUGGUCAGGACGACAAUACCUCCAGGGCCACCUCUCUCCAUUUGAACCUACCUGGACCCUGAGAUAAUCUUUUGAGGCCCUUCUUUGUGUGCCUCGUCCUCCUUUGUAUGCCCAGAGGCUGGCAACACGAAAAUGGGAUUUUUUCUCUUUUUUUUGCAGUGGAUCCCCAUUUGUGGAACGCUCUCCCUAGGGAGGUUUGGCUGGUGCAUUCCUUAUACACCCUUUGGUGCCAGAUGAAAACGUUCUUCUUUAACCAGGCUGAUUGACAUAAAAUUAUGAGGGUCGGGGAGGGUGGUGACAUGCUGUGGGGAUGCUUUUAACCAGCUGGAUUGGAUACUGAGAUCUGGGGUACAGAUUUAUAUCAGCAAACUAAGUGUAAUGCUUGGUCUGUUUUGAGUGCAUUUAUAAGUGGACAUAAAGGUGGCAUCUAACUCUUCAGUGCUGUAAAGAUCCAAGCUUUUUAUUGGUGCUGAUGUAAUUAGCAUUAAGUGUAAAAAAAAGCACAAAGCUUCAAGUAAUAUUCAUCUUACAUAUUGAAAUGCUUGUAUGUUAAUCUUAAUACUCUAGAUGCUAUUGAUUCAUGAUUAGCAUAUGUACUUUGUGCCAAGCCUAAAUCUCCAUUGUUUGAUGUGAAAAUAGUUCAUUUUUCUUUAGUUUGUAAAUAAAAAUAGUUAUAUUUUAAAAUGUUAAAAGUAUCUCACAUAAAUUUAUAGUAAUCUUUACAACAACUGCAAUAGAUAGGUCAAUAGGAUACUAAUAUAUUUUCUGCAGUUGUAAACAGCCAGUACAGUGUGCCCUUUUCUAAGUAGUUUAUAUGUAGGUUUAAUUAAGCAGGUUUCACUUUUCCUCUAGUUAAUUUCACUUUCUGCUUCCUGGUUUAAAUAAAUGUUAUGAAUGUUAAAAAGUAACUUGCUGAGUUAAAUGUGUUAUGAUUUUGAUAAAGGCGCACUUUAUACAUUAGAAACUGUGAAAUCAAAUUUAGAAAUAUCAUAACUAGAGCUAGAAAUACCAUAAAUAGACCCUGGAAGGACCUAUCAGGAGUGAACAUAGACCAAAACAUAGGGGAAACUGCCCUACUAGAAAAGCUAAGCAACAAAUUCAACUAGCACGGGGACAAGCUUUGGAGGAUGCCUUCACCCCAAUGUGGUUCCCCUUUAUUACAGUAACCUAUCCCCUCCAACAGCAUACAGUGGUACCUCUGGAUGCGAACGGGAUCCGUUCCGGAGCCCCAUUCGCAUCCUGAAGCAAACGUAAGAUGCGACUGCAUGUCUGCGUGGGUCGCUUUUUGCCGCUUCCGCGCAUGCGCGUGACAUUAUUUUGAGUGUCUGCGCAUGCAUGAGUGGCAAAACCCGGAAGUAACAUGCUCUGUUACUUCUGAGUCGCUGUGGAGCGUAACCCGAAAAUAUUUAAGCUGAAGCGUAUUCAUCCCGAGGUAUGACUAUACAGAUCAAUAUGGGUAAUUUGACCCAACAACCUAGCCUGCCUUCGUCACAUAAAGAAGCCACACCACAAUCAACUAAACACAACCAACCAAGCUCGGGAACUCGUAACCUCUCACAAUAUCAAUAAAAAUGAAUAAAUACACAACUAAAGGACCUACCCAUGUGAUGCUGACACAACCCCCCCCACACUAAGAAUAGGCAUUAGAACCAAAGAACAAUAUCCCCAUCUCUCUCCCCCUCCCCUUCCCUGCAACUGUAAGAUUAUGACAAAAAUGUAUUUCACCAAACGUAAACAAUCAGUGAAAAAGGCUAUGAAUUGAAAGUGGAGACAACGGAUGCACAGUUCCCUCUUUAUCUGUUUGCUUUGUAACACAAAAAACUAACAAAAACUACCGGUAAUUAAAAAACAACACUGGAUUGUUGAAAUAUUUUGGGGCAAUUAACUGGGAAAUUUUUCAGUGCAAACUCCAUUGUGAGUGGCAUUGUAUUCGUGAAUCCCUUUGUGUUCUACCAGUGGAUUGUGCCAUUGCCAGCUUUAUAUGCCACAUUCAUUCACACGCCUCUGAGGAAGAAAUUAUAACCAGUGCUUAUAUCUGGGGGGACAUGGGUACACAUACCCCUAAACAUUUUCUGAAUCUAAGUUUGGCCUCAUUGAGGGGCAGUAUUUCAAUGAUUAGGAAAAUGAGAGUACCCCUAAACAUUUUUUUAAAAGAAAAAAGCACUGAUUAUAACCAUACUUGGACAAAUGCCUUUGGUGCAUCUAGAACUGGUAAUAAUGACAAGACUAAAGUACAAUACUAAUGAUAUGACUCAAAACUUCAUUUUGUUGAUAAAAUCUUUCUUGUUCAAAAACAGUAUAUAAUGAUAAAAUGAAACAAAAGCCCAAAUGAUCAGUAUUGUAGAAAGUUAUGGUUUUACCUAGUGUAUAACUUUCUGCACGGAUGCGGGUGGCGCUGUGGGUUAAACCACAGAGCCUAGGACUUGCUGAUCAGAAGGUUGGCGGUUCGAAUCCCCGUGACAGGGUGAGCUCCCGUUGCUCGGUCCCUGCUCCUGCCAACCUAGCAGCUCAAAAGCACGUCCAAGUGCAAGUAGAUAAAUGGGUACCGCUCCGGCGGGAAGGUAAACGGCGUUUCCGUGUGCUGCUCUGGUUCGCCAGAAGCGGCUUAGUCAUGCUGCCCACAUGACCCGGAAGCUGUACGCCGGCUCCCUUGGCCAAUAAAGCGAGAUGAGCGCCUCAACCCCAGAGUCGGUCACAACUGGACCUAAUUGUCAGGGAACUGACAUCGGUGCGAGAGGCGAAGGGGAGGCUUCUAGAUGAUGCUGGCGAAUGACCCAGCAGCAGGGGGAGAAACAGCUCAGUAGAAGGGGAAGCAAAUCAGCGCAACACCAGGGAUAAAGGGGGGCAGAUGGGGGAAUUGGAGAGAGGGCUCCAGGACUCUUCACUGGACCUCAGUGAGGAGGGCACAGGUCCUCCGCUACCCACGCCCUCCCUGCGCAGAAGACUCCUGCGCAGUGAGAGGAGGAGGAGGCUGGGUGUCAAACAACUUUUAUGUUGGAAGAGGCUCAAGAAACGCCCACUGACGGAUUCUGCCAGCGACUGAGGCAGCCACGAUGAGAAAGGGCUGUGCAGUCAGAAAGGUUUAACAAGGCAAAUUAGCCUAGAGAGGCACCAGUUUACGCACGAGUAACUCAUACUCACUACACUAAUGGUCAGGGGUCCCUUUACCUUUACCUUUAACUUUCUGCACACUGUCACUCAGUUCUGGACAACUGAGUACUUGAACUUUAAAAGCCCACUGAAAAUGUGUGCUUGAACUUUUAUGAUUAAUAUGAAUAGGUGGAGGAUGGUGCUAGAUUCUCUGCAGAGUUGUUGACCUGCCCCUGCUUUCUCUCAUUUGUUGCAGUCUGAAUGGAAUAGAUUUUAUGCCCUGUCUUUCAACAGGUUUGAUGCUUUUGUUAAUUACAAUAACAAAUUAAUUAGUAGGUGUUUUGUUGAAUAACUAAAUUAUCUUCUUCACAGUUUUUAAAUUCAUUGUUAGUUUCGAAAAGGUGAUCAUCUUUGGAGAGCCUGAAAUUAUACCCAGGUAUCAGUAGGAGAUGCUCUGCUGUGUUUCUAGGUUUGUCCCUUGCUAAGAAAUAUCACCAUGGUGAAAUUUAAAAAGAUGAGCUGCCACCAGUACUGUGGCAUUCUUGGUUUUUUGGAAUAUUUGACAAUACUCAAAUAAUAUAUUUGAUUGUUCAGCUGACUUCUCUGUGGUUUUCAAUGCCAUUGAUCAUGUUACUCUUGUGGAUAGGUUCUGGGAUGGGGAUUAGAGUACUGCAUUGCAGCUCUUUUAAUUUAAUCCAUGUGUGGUAGUAAGAGUUCUGAAACAGUGCCUGUACACAAUAAUCAACUGGAGUGAGGGACAAUAAAUAGAGACUCAGUCCAUGCAAGAUAGAUGUACUGUCGGCAGAUGGUUCAUCUGCCUUCUUAAGUAAUAUCUAAUAUGCUUUGGAUGUAGUUGUACUGUCCCUAAAGGAACUGGUUUGUAUUUUGUGGGUGAUCUUAGAUCAAGCACUGUUACCUGAGGCCCAAGUGGACUUUAUGGCUCAGAGUAUCUUUUGUCUACCCACUGUGACCCCUGUCUGGUUGGAAAUUACCUUGCAGUAAUGCAUUAUGCAUGAGGCUACCUUUGAGGAAAGCUCCAGAAACUUCAAAAUAAGUCAAAAUAGGGCAACUAUGUUUUUAAUACGUAAAUAUGAUUUUUUCAUGCCACUGUUUCAUCAUUUUCACUGCCUUCCAGUCUGUUUCUAGGUACAAUUCUAAGUUAUGGUGGUUGUUUUUUUAUUGUCAUGUUUCAUACAGAAUGGUUAUUGAUAUAAGCAUAUACAAAAUGCAAUAAGAAAAGUGUGUGUAACAAAUAAUAAAUAGAAAAAAUAAAGAGGGGAGGGGAAAACCAGGAAACAACUGAGAGUGCAAUGCCGUAUACAACUAUUACAUAUAAGAAGAAAAAGGUCAGUCCAUAUUGUUCCAAAUAAAGCCUUUCCACAUAAUUAUUUGUAGAGCGGGGGGUUUAGUGGGCCAUUCAGUUAACAUAGAAGAAAAAAACUUAUACCAUAUUGAAAAAAAGUGGUCUAUUUUUGAAGAACCAGUACGGACCCUCCAUUUGUGUGUCAAAUUUUCUGACAGUGCAAUGUCCCAUACUUUCCCUAGUCUCCUCUCAUGAAGGAGGUGAAUUGGAUUUCCGGUGGGAAGCCACUGUCAUUCUGGCUGUGGCAAGAAGCAUAAACACAAGAGAUUUAUGCAUGAUGGGUGUGUUGGUACCAUGCUCCAAAUAUAGGAACACCAGGCUAGGUCUACGGACAGUACCUGAUCGGUGAUGGUGGAAAUAUGUAAAAAAAAUCCAGAGAAUCUGAGUCCACAGAAUUUCUGAACUAUAUAGCAACCCAACCACAUUAUGGAUAGAUGGAGUCGGGUCCAAUGCCACUAUUUUCAGUGUGGCUUCCUGUAUUCUAUAGAAAUCAUUUUAAGUGGGACUUUAGACUACAGUGCUUGCUAUACUUGUUGCACUAACCCAGGCAGUUCUAAAGUCCGUCUCGGGGGCCUAAUCCUGCCCGCCGGUCGGUUAAUCUGGCCCCUGUGGCAGUUUAUUUCCUGGGGUAAAAUCCUAAAAAACCUCAACAACUCCAAUCCUAAAAAAAGGUCAGUUGGCCCCCACGGCCCUUCACUUCAUCAAAUCUGGCCCUCUUUGAAAAAAGUUUUCACACCACUGCUCUAGCCAAAGACCCAGAUCACUCUCCCAUAAUGACCGUAGCCCCUAAGAAGAGCAUGAUUCUGUGUUAAUUAUAAUGCAACAUAUAUAGAAAGCCAUGCCCUAGUUACUUGAGGUUUCUUUAAGACAAAGUGAUUACCGGUCCUUUUUCCUCAGCAAGAAUGGAGCAAAGGAGGAGACCUGUGUUAAUUGGAGCUAGUUGGGCAGGGUAUCUUUUAGUUUUUCCUUUAAUGAAGUUGCUGAAAUAGGAUGACCAUUUAGGCAUAAUAUCUUUGAUGCUACAGUUGCAAUCGAAAUUAUUCAACCCCCAUUGCAAAUCAGGUUUAUUAUCAAAAUUUACAGACUUUCACUUGUUUUCAGUGAGCAAAUCAAACAAAAGCAAUUGAAAAAGCUCAACAUAACGGAUGCUUCAAGUGAUUUUCCCAAAUCUGGUUGAAAUUGCAACUUAUACUGGCUUUUCCAGUCUCACUAUUAUUCAGCCCCUCCAUGGCAAGCAUAUUUAGUGCUUAGUAGUGCAGCCUUUUGCUGUUAUGACCUGCUGCAAACAAGAUGCAUAGCCAGAAAGCGGCUUCUAGCAGUGUUCCUGAGGAAUCUUAGCCCAUUUCUCAUGAGCAAUAGCCUCCAGUUCAGUAAUAUUCUGGGUUUGCGUGCUGCAACCGCCUUCGUCAAAUCCCUCCAAAGAUUUUCUAUGAUGUUUAAGUCAGAACCUCCCAGGACUUUUUCUGCAAUCAAGGCUUGGUGGAAUUGGAGGUGUGCUUGGGAUCAUUGUCCUGUUGGAAGUUCCAAUGAUGCCCAAGCUUCAGCUUCCUCACAGACGGCAUUAUGUUUCCUCCUAGGAUUUCCUGAUACUUCAAUGAAUCCAUCCUGCCUUCCACACACUGCAAGUUUCCAGUGCCAGUGGAUGCAAAGCAGCCCUAGAGCAUUACUGAGCCACCAACAUGCUUCACUGUAGGCAGAGUGUUCUUUUCAACCUAUGCUUCAUUCUUCUUCCUCCAGACAUAGCGCUGACCGUUGGGACUAAAAAGCUCCAAUUUUGUUUCAUCGCUUCACAGAAUCAUAGAAUCUUAGAGUUGGAAGGGACCCAAGGGUCAUCUAGUCCAACCCCCUGCAAUGCAGGAAUCUCAGCUAAAGUAUCCAUGACAGAUGACUGUCCAACCGCUGUUUAAAAACCUCCAAAGAACUAGAGUCCACCACCUCUCGUGGGAGUCUGUCCCACUGUUGAACAGAAUCCCAAAACUUCUGUGGCUUACUUAUAUGAUUUUGGACAUACUGGAGCUGACUUAUUGUGCGUUUGGGUCAGUAGUGGUGUACGUCUUGGAGUUCUGGCAUGGAAACCUUCUGUGUUUGGUACAUGCCUUACUGUGCUCAGUGAAACCUCAGUGCCAGCUGCCAACAAAUCUUACUGCAGCUCUUCUAUAGUCACUCGAUAAUUUUUCCCAUCCCGCCUUCUCAGAAAUCUGGUUGCUGCUGCAGAUAGCUUCCUUUUUCUGCCCCAUCCAGGUAGUGUAACCACCCUUCCUUUAACUUUGAACUUUGACACUCAGCAAACUUUGACAUGCACCUCAUAGGGUUGGCAUAUGUCUUCUUUUUUCUGUGACAUGUCCUCUUUUUCAUAGGUAUGUAAAAUAAGAGUUGUCAUAGUGAUCCAUAGUUAAAAGUAAAGGUAAGGUAAAGGGACCCCUGACCAUUAGGUCCAGUUGUGACCGACUCUGGGGUUGCGGCGCUCAUCUUGCUUUAUUGGCCGAGGGAGCUGGCGUACAGCUUCCAGGUCAUGUAGCCAGCAUGACUAAGCCGCUUCUGGCGUACCAGAGCAGUGCAUGGAAAUGCCAUUUACCUUCCCGCCGGAGCGGUACCUAUUUAUCUACUUAAAUAGAGCCAGUGUGGUGUUGGAGAGCCAAUGUGGUGUAGUGGUUAAGAGCCAUAGACUUGUAAUCUGGGGAACUGGGUUCAUGUCUCCACUCCUCCACAUGCAGCUGCUGGGUGACCUUGGGCCAGUCACACUUCUCUGAAGUCUCUCAGCCUCACUCACCUCACAGAGUGUUUGUUGUGAGGGAGGAAGGGAAAGGAGAUUGUUAGCCGCUUUGAGACUCCUUCGGGUAGUGAUAAAGCGGGAUAUCAAAUCCAAACUCUUCUUCUUCUUAUCUACUUGCACUUUGACGUGCUUUCGAACUGCUAGGUUGGUGCUUGUCUCUUGGUUUCUUGUUCUCUGUGUGCCUGUUCAAUGUCAGUGAGAGCAAGGCAGGGGUCUAUCUUCAAAUUGUCAAACCAACUUAAAAUAAAAGCAAUCAUACCUCCCCCUCUCCUCAUUUUUCGGAAUCCCACAUAGUUUAAUCCCCCCCCCCCCUUAUCUCUAUCCAAUUGAGCUGCAAACUUUAAAUCUAAAUCUUCAAUUGCAAUUUUAUGUGCUUGCAGCUUGUUGGGGGUGCUUAAUCUGGUUAAGAUUACCAGGUAACAUUGCAAUCUUGUUUUCAAGAGAAUGCAGAGCAGCUGCCCAGUCUAAAUCCUGUCUUUAUGAAUAAACACUUCUGAGUCUUUUUCACAGCUCUGAGUAAUUGGUAGCUUCCUGCCAUUCAAGCUUUAAUUUCCUUUUCAGGCCACACAAGCCCUGCAGCAUUACCUUUCAGGAGGUGUACUUAGAAAAGUGAGGAAUAGUGAUUUUGCAGUCCUUCAGAGUGAUUUCACUCCCAAGGGUGCUGAAGGCUUGAAAUCAACCCAUCAUUUGACUCUGCAGCAAGCCAUGCCCCAAGUGAUGGUUUAAAGCCCAAAAUGACUUGGGGCUAGGUUACUUGAAGAAUUGAUAUAUUCUCCCAGACCUUGAGAUCUUCAUCACAGGCCCUUUUCCAAGUUUCUCUACCAUGUAAAAUGGGAUGAAUAGCCACGGGGCAGGGGUGGAUGUUUGUGGCGGUACCCUGUUUAUCAAAUGCCUUUCUCCAAAAAGUUUGUCUGACACCUACAUUAUGAAUCUGUACAGGUAGGUACAUCCAUUGUUACUGGCAACGGGAAAUACAUGUACCUAGUAAUACAUGUACCUAGUAUUGAGAUUCACCAAAGAGGGAAUAUUUUGUUUUGCUGUCCGUUAUUCAGUGUUCAUAGGCACACAAGUAAGUUAGAACAAGGAGGUUGUUAACUCUGUUUAUCUACACUACUAUAAAAGCUCCAGCGAUGCUGUUCAUGAAAGCGGUAACUUUUUCAGUUUCUCACUGUUGAUAAGAAUUAGCAUAUAGGGAUCCUCUUUGUUGCCUUUGCUGUCUUCAGAUGGAAACCUCAGUGGUUGUGAUGGUGGGCACAGUAAGGACAUUACAGUUCCGUCCCACCCCAGUUCACCAGGAGUCACAAGUCUGCAUCUUGUCCACACUCAGGACACAUGCGCACCAGCUUGGAUAAGGAGGUUGCCUGCUCACUAUUCUAUAUAUUCUAUAUUCAGCAAUAAAAUUCACACAACAAUUAAGGGAGUUUCACAUAAAAUUUAAUACAUGCUUAAGAGAAAAGGAGCUGGGCUCUCUAAAGAGAAUUUUCUUUAAAGAGAAUAGGAUCCUUCCAACUUCUCCAUCUCUUUUUACCAGUAUUAGAAAUUCCCCAGGUGCCAGGUGUGUUUUGCAACUGGUGUGGAUCCAACUGCGACUACGUGGGGAUUUCUGGGUGCUUGGUUGGCGACUGACAUCUGACUGGCUGUUCCAACUUUCUUAAACAGGUACACAGAGGAACAUAUUUAUUGCAUUUAUAUCCCACCUUUUUCUCCAAGGAGCACAUACCGUAUUUUUCGCCCUAUAGGACACACUUUUCCCCCUCCAAAAAUGAAGGGGAAAUGUGUGUGCGUCCUAUGGGGCGAAUGCAGGCUUCAGGAAGCUAUCCGCAAGCCUUGGGAGCCUGGCGCGACUUCCCGCCGGGCUCCCAAGGCUUGCGGACAGCAGCCUGCAGCCCAAAACCCGGGGACUGCAGCGGAGUGCACUUCGGGCAGCUCUCCGCAAGCCCUGGGAGCCCAGCGUGACUUCCCGCCGGGCUCCCAAGGCUUGCGGAUAGCAGCCUGCAGCCCGAAACCCGGGGAGCGCAGUGGAGCGCGCCCCGGGCUUCGGGCAGAUAUCCGCAAGCCUGGAGAGACCACGGGAGUUCCCGCCAGGCUCCCAAGGCUUGCAGAUAGCAGCCUGUUCUGGGGGCUGGGGUCGGGGGAAGCUUGGGCUUCCCCUGCCCCAGCCCUGUGCCUGGGGGAAAAAUAACUUUCCCCCCUUUAUUCCCCCCCCAAAAAAACUAGGUGCGCCCUAUGGGCCGGUGCGCCCUAUAGGGCGAAAAAUACGGUAGUUUACUCCCCUCCUCAUUUAAUCCCCACAAAGAACCUGUGAGGUAGGUUAAGAGGCUGUAAUUGGCCCAAGUAAGCUUCAUGAUUUAGUGGGGAUUUGAACCUUCAUCUCCCAGGUCCUAGUCUGACACUCUAACCACUAUACCACACUGGCUUCCUAGAGUACUUCUGCUAUGGGGCAGCUAUAUAAAUUAAGUAGGUAAAUAAAUAUGGAGAAAGCAAAUGUCUCUUUGAGAAGGCUCUGAAAUAUUUUCCUUGAAGCUUGAAUUUGUUUUAAUUUGGAUUGUUUUAUUUGAUGUUUUAAUGUAUUGUAAUCCACUUGGAGAUUUUUUUUCUUUAAAAUAUAAAGUGGUAUAGAACUGAAAUGAAUAAUGAUGAUGAUUAUAGGAAUAAUAAAUCCUACCACUUAAAAAAAAAGGCACCUAGACAUUCUGUUUUGGUGACUGUAACCUAGGUUUAAGGUGCCAUUUGGUGAUUAGCUUAUAUAUCUCAAUUUCUAACACUUGCCUAUUACCACGGAUGCCUCACUACUUGCUGUGUCUCUGUUACCACUUGUGCACACAUGAGUUUCUGUUGGGGGUGUGUGCGUGCGCAUGAAGGAACACCAAUUAACCAAUAGGCAUUGACAAUGUCAUGAACACGGGGAUGACUGAUGGAAUAAAGGGUCUAGGUAAAACAAAAGACGUCCUUUGUGAGGCAUGUAGGCGAGCAAUUAAUUGCCCAAGGCAAGUUUUUUUAAUCAUUUAUUUCCAUCCAACCAUUCUAGAUUGGCAAACCUUACAAUACAAACUUCUCAAGUUGACUCACAGUAUCACAUAAAUCAACUAAUAUUUAAUAAUAAUAAGCAGAAACACUGCAGCAAUUAAAAGCCUUAGUUAACCUAUCAAAAGUUAUUAAAAGUCUGAGAAGCCGAAACGGUUUGUACUUGAUGCCUAAAAGCUGUUUGAUUCAGCAUCAGGUAAGCAGAUAAGACAAGGGAGUUCUGCAGAUGUAAUUGGUUCAUGCCCUGUUCUUCAUUAACCAAUUACAUCAUCCCACUAGGUUUGUAUGAGGAAAUACAGAAUUGUACUUGAGCAAGCUGUAAUGCUCUGUGGUAGAUGUUGUAUGAUUUAUAAUUGUAAUUUUAUUGGUUUAAUUGUAUUUUUUCACAUCGUAUUUUCUUGUAUUACAAUGCACAUUCCAUAAUAUUUAAAUUACAAUACAAUAAAAUACCAUGUAAGAAAUAAAAAGCAACUAAAAUACAAUUAAGAAUCAAUACGAAUAUUUAACAAGGGUCAUCUGAAUGAGUGUUCAUGAUCCACAGUUUAGGAACUUGCUUCUUAUAAUCUGUUUGCCUGAUGACAUUGCAACAUUUUGGAAGAUUUUAGUUGUCACACUUUAUUAGAACUGAAAUAUGCAGUUCAAAUUCUCAGGUUCCAGCAUAAAAAAAAUAUAAGUAUAUUGAUGAUCUGAUGCCUGGAAUAUUUACAUCACUGAUAACAUUAGCCUACCAUACAGCUGGACAUGGACAAGUGUUGGUUGAUAUCAGAAUAAAUAUUACUAUUUUUAGCAGGGUGUAUUCAUAGUGUUGUGGGACGCGGGUGGCGCUGUGGGUUAAACCCCAGAGCCUAGGACUUGCCACUCAGAAGGUCGGCGGUUUGAAUCCCCAAGACAGGGUAAGCUCCUGUUGCUGGGUCCCUUCUCCUGCCAACCUAGCAGUUCGAAAGCACAUCAAAGGGCAAGUAGAUAAAUAGGUACUGCUCCGGCGGGAAGGUAAACGGCGUUUCCAUGCGCUGCUCUGGUUCACCAGAAGCGGCUUAGUCAUGCUGGCCCCAUGACCCGGAAGCUGUAUGCCUGCUCCCUUGGCCAAUAAAGCAAGAUGAGUGCCGCAACCCCAGAGUUGGUCACGACUGGACCUAAUGGUCAGGGGUCCCUUUACCUUUACCAUACAGCUAGAUGUACUGGUAAUAUUCAUACAGCAUAUUCUUGUCUCAAAUAAAGUGCAAAUAAAACAAAUAAAAUACAAUCACACCUUACACAGGGGUUUGGUUCCACAUAUGCACGAAAAUCACACAUACUCAAACCCUUGGAGCCAUGCUGUAGCUAGUGGGGGGAGAGAAUCCUCAGUACUCCUAUAGCUGCGCACAAAGCUCUUUUUAAAAGCUCUUUUUGUGCCUGGUAUCCAAAGCAUGAUAAAAGGCACGCUGGCUCUGGAAGGCCAGGGAUACUUGUGUGAGAUCUCACAGGAGUGCUGAUGGCCCCACAAGAUCUCAUGAGAGCCUUCCAGAGUAGGUGCUGAGAGCCUUGCCCUCAAGCAAGGUGGAGAACUUAAAAGCUCUUUCCAUGCUGGGCAACCACAAGUCAACCAGGUAAAAAAAUGAGCUUUUAAGCUCUCCAGCCUGCUUGGAUUUAACUUGUGCAAUUUCAACAAACCUGCCUUCAACGGCAUAUGGUUGAAAUCAGUCAAGUGAAAUGCACAUAAGAUGUGAUCAUACUGUAUAACAAUGUUAAUCAUUUUUGUAACUUUACAGAGAUUUUUAAAUGUUGGCACGAUCAACAUUUAGGCAAUAGUUCUUAACAGUAUGCAAUUAUUCACCCUAUCAGAAGUCAUGUGAGGCUACCACCCUUGCUGAAGCUAAGCAGGUCUGGGUCUGGUGACUUCCAGGGAAAUCCUGUAUUUUCCCAUCUAUAGGACGCCCCCAUGUAUUUUUGGGGACUCAGAUUUAAGAAAAUGGGGCGAGAUGACCCAAUGUAUAAGACGCCCCCUAUUUUUUGACAUUUUAAAGGGGGAAAACCUAGUCUUAUACACGGGAAAAUAUGGUGCAUGUAGGCUGACUAAAGAAAGAUGAGGUGUAAAUGAAAUGAAGCAAAUAAACAAGUUUAAGGAAUGCAACAUUCAGUUUCAGCACUUAUUCAAAAUAAUGACACUAGCAGCAGAAACCAUAUGCUCUAAUUCAGCUAAUUAGGCAAGCUAUUUCUUUAGUACAUUAAACAUUUGGAUGCCUUUAAAAUUUUGUUUUGAUAAGCUUUAUGAAAGUUAACAUUAAGGUGUGCCUUACAUUUCUAAAAAACAAAAACAAAAACACCAAACAGUAAUGAGUUGUUAUUGGCAUUCUUAGCAGUAUUACUCACCUUCAUUGUAAACAUUGUGAACCAUUUUCUUCAAGCUAAUUCCAACAGAACUCCUCUCUUGACUUCCGGGGGAGGCGCCUCCAGCAAUGGCAGAAUUCCUCUGACCGGGAGGAAUUUGCUCCCUGGAAAUCUGGGUCUGGCCGCCACGGCGAAGGCGGAGACCCGUUAAAAUCACAGGCGGAAGAAGCCUGUGAACGUGGGAUUCGGCGGGCACCUUUUGCACCUCCCCCACUCGCGGGGAACCCCGAUUUUGGGGCUCUGGAGUGACGUGGGGUGAGCGGCGCGGUGCAUCGAAUCAUCUGCUUCUUCCACGGAGUGAAGCCGCAUAGCUGUUGCCGGAGAGCGCUGACCUUUUCCUGUGGACAAUUUGAAUUUAAAGGAAUUACCCGUGAGUAGAGCUGAAAUGGAAGAAUUGGAUCUCUAAAAGUUUAAUUUGGUAUCGUAACGGGGAGGUUCAAAACAGGAAGUCCGCCUUCCCUUUUUGUAAAUAGACUGAGGCAAUGAAGUUGCAAGCUGGAGUCCUGGAAGGUCUUUUGUAAAAGAUCAAAUUUCCAACUGUAAAAAACAUUAAACCCCCUCUUGGAGGCAGGAGAAGAGAGGGGGAAGUUGCGGAUUGAGUAUGCCUGCGGGAGAGAGCGAAGAGGUUUAAAACACCGCCGCUCUGACCCUGGAAACAGGCUGCUAGUAAGACUGACGUGUUUGUUUGUUUUUUUGGAAUGUUUAUUGACAGCGUUUAGAACGUUCAUUGACAGCUACUUAAAUAAGAGAAAUACAUUGUUUCUACUGUUUCUGGUUGUUUUUAAAAAAGGAGGAAAGUAACUGAAAAUUGAAACUAACUUCGGAUUAUUGAAACUGUGUUUAAAAGAGGACAUAUUGACCGAUACAAAUACAAUCUGUUUUCCCCUAGUGGAAGCUUUUGAAAUUGGUUACUUUAUAGGAGCUGGGCUAGGGGAAUUUCCAGCUGCAAGAUAAAAAAAGUGUGAGACUUUGGAAUUGACCUUGAAUCUCUUAAGUGUUGUGGCAAAUGGAAAGGAAAAAACAGAUGGGAUGUUGACAGAGGAGGCCUUAGUGGCUGCAUUAUUGAAAAUAAACGAUUCGCUGGAACAACUCCAUAAGAAAACAGAUGCGAUAAAUGUGAAAUUGGAUGUUGCAAAUAUUGAAACUGAUUUAAUUGUAGAAAGUUUAAAUAAUUUGGGACAAAAGGUGAAUACCAAUUCAGAAACCACCCUGAAACUGAUACAGGAAUCUACUCUGAAACGGCAAACUGCAGAUGAAGCUGAAUCUGAAUCUAAAGUAAUACAACUGGAUAGGAGAGUCCCAUCCAUACAAAGACAACUUGAUGAACAUAAGCUGACAUUCGUUAUGAUUGAACUUAAAGAAGAACGCAUGAAUUUGAGGACCAGAGCCCUAUCUGAAUUGGAAAAGGAAAGCCUGACAGAGUUUCAGGAGGCGACAGGACUAACAUUGGUUGAGAAAGAGAGGUAUUUGGGGGUUAGUAUGACUGCCAAAAAUGUGAAUCUACUCAAGGACAACUGUGAAGGAUGUUGGACCGAAGAGAAGGGGGAUUUGGAAAUAUGGACAAAUCAGAAGUUGUUACUGUUGGGCAGAGUUAUAGUGGUGGGGAUGAGGGCUGCUGUGUUGCUGGGGAUGUUGCUUUUGUUUCAAACAUUGCAAGCUCUGGAUGGGAUGGAGGGUCUCAGGAGGUGGCAGAGGUAUGCUCCUAAAGUUGUUUGGCAGGGCAGGAAGCCUCGAGUCAAACUUAAGAUAUUCAUGGAUGCUAAAGAAGGAGGUGGACCUGCCCUGCCAGACCUUUAAACUUCGUUGUGAACCAUCUGCUUUUUGCUGGUUGAGAGAAUGGUUGCUUCUUGAAAACACUGAAAUAUUGGACAAUGGCAGAUGAAGUUGAUGGACUAUAGGGAAUUGGCGGAAAUGACUGGCAAGAUCCGAGACCAGGGUGAAGAGUUGGUGGAAGAAGAUUGGAAAAAGUUUAAAGACUAUUUAUAGAAAUAUUGUAAAAUUAAGGAAUGUUAGAAAAAUGUUGGAAUGCAAUUACAUGGCUUUAGUAGAAUAUAAGGAAUUAAGUAUAAAUAGAUUAAUAGAAAAUUAAAGGAAAAGUAUGGUAAGAAUGUGUUAAGAUAAUUAUAGAACAGAAAACAGAAUAAGAUGGAAAGGAAUUGCUGAAACAAAUAAUAGAAGUGGAAUACAAAAAGGGAGGUGGGAGGAAGUCGCUGGAAAUAAGUGAAUGAAAUAUAAGAUAUUGAAUGAAAUUUGAUUUAUUUUAUUGUUGUUGCAUUGUUUUGUUAGUUUAAUGUAUUGUAUUGUAUUGUAUUGUAUUGUAUGUGUUUUUUCUUUUCUUUUAGUGUUUAAAUUUUUUGGAAAAGUAAUAAAUAUUAUUUAAAAAAAAACAGAACUCCUCUCUUGCACAGUUCUUGGCUCUGAUAGUAGGGAUUAUGCUAGUCUGUUCAUUUAAUAUAAUGCAAUAUGUGUUAAUCAUUUCAAAAAAUAAGUUUCUUUUUUCUAAACUAAAAAGCCCUUUAAAGUAAGGUUACCAGACAUCCCCGUUUCCCGGGGACAGUCUCCAGAUUUACAAAUCAGUCCCCUGACAAAAUCCUAUCAUUCCUAUUGAAGUUGAAAAGUACCCCCAGAUUCAUUGAAAAAAAUCUGGUAACCUUAGGGAAGGCACUUCAAAUCAUCGACCAUGUUGCUUGCUGUUUUCUGUACCAUUUUUGGAUAUGGGCCAUUCUGAACUGUACACAAUAUUCCAAAUGCAACUAACUUUGCUGUAGAUUUAGAUAGUUACGAUAUUGACUGUCUUAAUUUUCAAUCCCUUUCUUAAUCAUCCCUUAAUCAUCCCAUUUACUUCUAUCACUGCCAGUGCAUUCUGAGUUGAUGUUUUCAUUGAGUUAUCCACUGUGAUCUCUUUCCAGAGAACUCAUAUGCUUCAUAGAAUUACUUCAGUAAUGCUCUGUGAUUUAGGCAAGUAUUCUUCCCAUAUUCUGUAUUUGAAAACCAUACUGCGAUCAUAGUGGUCUAGCUAAGGCCAUCUAGUGAGUUUAUGGCUGAUGAGAUUUGAAUCAGGGACUUCUUGACUCACCCUGCUAGCUACUCUAUAUUAUACCAGCUGAUCAUAUAAUAACCUUGACAGUGCUGCUGCUUAAACAUUUCCUCUUGUCUAUUGCUGUGGACUUUGUCAAAUGGUUGGGAUUAUAGCAUGGGAAUCCAUCGUGAAAUGUGCAGUGAUUUACAUUUUUCUACUCCUAAGAGCUAGCAUUUACUUUUUUCAUUAGUUUCAAUUAUCCCUCACACUUUGGAGUUGCACAAAGGAAGAUAAAUCUAAUAUAGGAGUAUAACAGUGUAUAACAGAUAUUCUAAAUGGAUAGAAAUAUGCAAUUUCUGAACAGGAGAGGGGGCUUGAUCAAAGGUGAUUUGGUACUGAUAGUACAACCACAACUAUUUCAACAGAAAACACUAUGGAUUAAGAGGCAAUUGAACAUUUUUGUGCAAGUUAUGCAGGUUCAGUAUGAAUCAGAAUAAGUAUCAGUUUGUGGAAACAAGAAUAAGUAUCAACAUGCUCUAAAGCAGUCUUCCCCGACCUUAUGCCCCUCAGAUGUUUUGGAGUAUAACUAUGGGAAAGCUGGCUGGAGCUUAUAACCUAAAACAGCUGAAGGGCCCCACUAUGGGGGAAGCCUGGCCUAAGACAUCUUUUUCAGCAUUCCCUGCCUAAGGAGCUAUUCAACAGCUUGACUCCACCUGCUGUACUGUGUGAACCUUACAAGAACUGUAUUCUGAAAUUUUGAAUCUUCUGAUGUGAGUUUCCAGCUUCGCUUCUUUUUCCUUGUGUAACAAUACGUUGUGUGCCAACAGUAAAGCUGUAGGAAGAACUAUGAUUCCUUCAGACCAAGUAGUCCAUGAACCACAGGUCUAAAAACUGGGCGGUCAUUACCACCUGGAAUACUUAAAUAGGCUAGCUUUUUUUUAAAAAAAAGAAAAAGCCCACAACCAUAGUUGAUUAUUAGCCAUGGUAAUAUUGGUAACUAGUAGUUUUCAUUAAGAAAGCUCCGUAACAGCUAAUGAUUUUACUAGGGUCAAAGGCUAUCAAAAAUAGUACCCAAUCUUUAAAUGAGGUCAUUGAUACUUUGUUGAUGGAUUAUAGUAUCAACACCAUUUAAAGACUAGCAUUUUUGGAAAGAGGAGCGCUGACAGAUGAAGGGUGGAAAGUAUUGUUUUAGAUCAGGAUUUCACUACAAUGGUUGAUAAGUGUCAGUAGGCCAAACAUGGAAAAUUUGGGUGGAUAAUAUACAGAUGAACUUUGGCUUUUGAACAACUUUAACCAUAAUGAAAACCCAAAAGACAAUGGGUGGUAUUCAGUGCUAGUUCUACAGAUAGUAAACUAAUUGAAGAUAGUGGACAUGACCAAGUUAGGUUCAUCAAUUUCAGCGGGGCUACCCUGAGUAGGAGUAGCACUGGCUUCAACCAGGUUUUGCAUAGUCCUGAAUAUUUUUCAGUGUUGCUCCCCAAAAUAAUUUCAACACAUUACUGGAUCUUCUCUGUUCAAAUUGAGUUCUCAUGGGUUCUAACUGGGCAAAAAGUAUUAAACUUCUAUCUAGUCUAUGGACUCUUCUGUUCCCUUGACUCUACAUGUAACUGGCAAAAUCAAGACAACCUUUUAAGCCAUAAUGAUGAAGGAGCAGAGAGUCUAAGCCAGACAUGUCCAACAUGUCAAUCGUGAUCGACCAGUCGAUUGUGGGAUGGAUUUUGGUUGAUCAGACAACCAAGGCUUCGUCGCCUCCGCCCCCAGGCUCUCCCAUGGCCUCCGGGUGCCCUCAGCGUGUGCUCGGCCUUGGCCGGAGCAACUCCUCAGCCGGCAUGGCCAGUCAAGCCGGGCUUGAUCACUGCCGCUGCAACAAGCUCUCUGGCUGGCACUGGUGCCGCCACCACCUCCUUGCAGUCCCCUCAAUUCCCUCUUCCCUGCUCCAGGCACAGCUGAUCCUCCACGCUGGCGGGCAGGUGCUGCAGCGGUGCAGCUUUCUUCUCUGCUCCGCUGCUUCCUCCGCGCCCCACUCAGGCCACCGGCUUUGCCUGACAUCCAGCCAGCUGGCCAGCCCCAGAAAGGCAUGAGGCACUGCCUCCGCCCCUGGCACGCUGCAGCCCUGGGGCAGGGAGGCGGGGGGCAAUGACGAAGUGCGCAGGCUUCGUAUGGGCUGCAGUGCUGCGGAGGGAACCACAGGAAGGGCAGGGUGUGGAGAGAGAAUAUGACACCCCUCCUUCCUCUCCCCCCUCCUGCUGGUUCCUGUGAAAAAAAAUGCCGGGUCCCUCACCCCUCCGCUCUCUCCCCUAGUUCUUUGUGGACGCUAAACUUUGUCCACCUUUCAAGCUCCAGUCUAGCUACGUAUCCUUGAAAGUAAGCCACCUCCCCACAGAGCCAGGGGGACCUGGGAGGGGGCUGGUGUUGGGGUAAUAAUUUAUUAUUAUUUUUAUCAUAAGCUCAGCCAAAUAUAAUAUGUCUAAGUUGAAGAAUGAUAAUCGGAGAGUGUGGUAGAUCACUGCCAGUUUUUGACACUGGAUAGUAGAUCAUAGCCUACUUGAAGUUGGGCAUGCCUGGAAGCAUAUCAAUGUACAUUUUGUUAUAACAACCCUGUAAGAUAUGUAUUAUCUAUCAAUUGUAGCUGGGAGGACUGAAAACCUGAGAAGCUUGUUUAUUUUCGUCUAAUAAGUUCAUGCCAGAGAGGUGGCCCUCUCUUACCUACCAUUGUUAAUCAGAAAUGUAUACUUUUCUUUCUUUAUUUCAUAAAAGUUAUAACCACAAGAUUGUAAAAAAACUUCAAAGCAGUUUCCAAAAAAGAUAUAACAAUGCAAUUGUCAAUAAUUAAAAUCAAUAAACUAAAAGCAUUCAAAAAUUGAAAUAAACAAUAAACUAAGAAGAGAUUAAAACUUACACCAAAACUCUAAACUGUGGGUAGGCAACCUAAGGCCCGGGGGCCAGAUGCGGCCCAAUCUCCUUCUCAAUCCAGCCUGUGGAUGGUCCAGGAAUCAGCGUGUUUUUACAUGAGUAGAAUGUGUGCUUUUAUUUUAAAUGCAUCUCUGGGUUAUUUGUGGGGCAUAGGAAUUUGUUCAUUUUUUUUUUCCAAAAUACAGUGCAGCCCACCACAUGGUCUGAGGGACGAAAAAGGUUGCUAACCCCUGCUCUAAACAUCUGGAUAGGCCUGUCUAAAAAUUUGUGGUUUAACGUUGUAACAUAACACAUUUUAUAUGACAUAAUGUUAUAGUUGCAACAAUAAAUUUCUUUUAUUUAAUAUAUUUUAUCCCACUUCUCAGCCAAAAAUUGGUUUCCAAAGCAACUCUUAGGAAUUAACAUUUGCAGUGUGAGAGCAACAAAAGUCCUUUCUUCAGCUAACUUUUGAGGAUUUGCAGGAUCUUCUGUCUUGCCAAAUUUAUCCAACACUGUGUUCAGUAUUGCAUUUCUUUGUUUUUCAAAUACAUCCUUUCUAUAAGAAAUAAACUAUUCCAAGCUAUAUGCCUGAUGUAGAUUUGGUGGCCACAGUAUCUUAUCACCAGUGCUUAUCACCAGUGCACAUAUUCUCUCCCCUUUCCCACGAGCUGCUGAACUUCAGCGAAAUGUGGAUGAAAAUAGGCCUUAAAGUUAUAUUUAUGUCUAUAGUAUGAAAUCUGCUCUACACAAAUAUUGCACAAAUCAUGCACAUUGAAUGCAUGAAUUUAUACAAAUUAUUAUUUUUGAAACUUAGAGGCUUGGGUUAAUAACAUCUGGAGCAUUGCUCUAUCAGAAUCCUCCCAUACCAUCAGCCACUAAUCAAAGGCAUCUCCCAAAAAGAUACCUUUGACACAAUUUGGUCUCCCCUUUUCUCUUUUAUUGAAGAACAGUGGAAUAUUUUAAUGUCAUCAUCAUUGCAGAGGUGUCUGUGGAGGGGAUAUAUUGAUUGAAAAGCGGGGGGGGGGGGGCCCACUAGAUGGAAUACCAUGUUUAAUUAAUCCUUGUUAAUAGCUGUCAGUUGGCAAGCAGCCACAUCAUCUAUCCAUCUUAAGUGCAAAGGUUUUAGAAAUUGUGCUAGAAACCUGUUAAGUAUUAUAUUUCAAAAAUUGGUGGAUUGUAAAGUGAUUCAGCAUAGGCAAGAAUAUUGUUUAGAUCUCUUGGUAGUUUUACAUGAAUGCUUAGCAUGAAACUGUUUUUUUAAACAUUGGUUUCUAGUAGCAAGACUUCAGGUUUAAUCAUUGAAUUGGUUAGAGAUGACAGGUGGAAAAUUGUCCUUUAAAAUGUUUUAUUAGUAUUAAACAAUACAUAUAUUAUCAGAUAAAGUAACCUGAUAGACACUGAAUAUUUGUUGUUCAUCGAAGUUGCAUUGUACAUGGGGACAGGUGUCUGAAAGCUAGUGCAAGCAGUCUGAAAGCUUGUAAAACGAUAGAUAAAGGCGGACUGCAUUCUUCUGAAAUCACAGCCAAUUAUAAUAGUCAAAUAAUUCCAUUACAAUAGCAUCUUAAAAUGUUCUCUAACUGCACUAUAGUGAUAAAAUGUCACAGUCCUAUGCUUUACAGCCAUUUUUAUUCCUGAGUUAAGAUACCAUUGAAAUAGCCUCAUCUUAUUUUCUUUCAUCAUUUCUUCAGAAUUCAGCAACAAAAAUAGUAGAGAGUAAAAUGCUGACAUGACUAUGAACACUGAAAUUUUAAUUCAAAUUCGGUUGGGAUCCUUGAAAAAUCAUCCCCUAAACAUAUGAGUAAAAGCAUGGGAAAAUGCCUCAUGAUACACUAGUCUCUAAAGUGAAAACAGGGCCAACUCAUGCAGCUCUUCUGGAUUUUAAUAGUAGUAGCAGUAUGGUUGAAGUACAGUAGUACAGUCGUACCUCGGAAGUCAAACUCCUUGCAAGUUGAGCAUUUUGGCUCCUGAACGCCGCAAACCUGGACGUGAGUGCUCCGGUUUGCAAACGUAAUUUAUAACCUGAACGUCUGGUGUGGGUUCCGCAGCUUCCGAUUGGCUGCAGAAUCUUCCUGCAGUUAAUUUGAAGCCACGCCUUGGUUUCCAAAAAUUUUUGGAAGUCAAACGUACUUCCAGAAAGGAUUCCGUUCAAAUUCCAAGGUACGACUGUAUACUACUACCACCAAAGUAGUGAAUGAAAUGCUGAAUCAAAACUGAGGGCAUGUUAAAGAGAGAAUGUGUCAUAUGAUUCUUUUCUUAAGAGGCAGAUAAAAUGGAUUUUUGUUUGACAGGUAAACAAAACCAUUUUGCACAUCAUGGUGUGAAUGAGAGAGAUUCAAAGAUAUGCAUGACUUUCCUGCACAUGUAUCCAGCAGCUGUAAUAUAGGCUUCAAGCUAUGACUCCUCUUUAUAUAUAAGGGUUGUGCAGUGAAAGAUCAAGCUUGCAUUAACAGUUCUAAUAAAAAUGUUGCGAUGAAUUUUGCUUUAAAAUAAGGAAGUCUCAUUUAAAUGCUUGUGCAUAGUGCAAGUGCAGGAGCUCUUUCAAGUGGCAAUGUAUUCACUGUAAAAAAUGCAAAAUAUUUUAAGCUAUUUGCUCAUAGCUAUUGAGAUUCUAGUUUGCUGAAGACAGAUUUUUUUUCUGCAGGAAAUGUGUUUUUUGUCUAAAACCGCUAAAUGAAAAGAUUAGGGUUGGUUGAUUGAGGAUUUUAUUUAAUUGAACCAAGAUGUAGCCUUUGCAGUUUUGAAAAUAGGAAACUAAUCUUAAGCAGUUCGUUUUAGUGGGGCUCUCUAGAAUGUAUUUCCUCCAGCAGCUGUUAACAGUGCUAUUCAUAGAUCACUGUUGGCAUUAAUCAGUUGUACUGCUGCCAUUGCCAUAAAUCUGUAUUUCCAAGCUGCAUAAGAUUUUGUUACACACUGCACUGGAUUUAAAUUUAAAGGGGCAAAAAAUGUAUUGAUCUGGUAAUCAUAUCCUUAAACCAUUUCUUAGAAAAUAGUUCACAAAUUUGAAGGACUUGGUCUCAUGGUGGGUUUUUUUAUUACAUGAGCAGUUCCUGUUCACUUUGAAGUGCUUGAUGUUCAAAUUCCAGGUAAUUCGCUAAUUUUUCCAUUUCUUCAAAGCCUUUGCAAAUAUUUAAAAUAUCCAUAUCUAACAAUAUAGUUGCAGACUCCUUCAAAGAGCUUUCAUCCCUUUGAAUUAUAAUUGUGUACUGGUCACACAGUUUAUAUGUUAUUUGAUUAAUAACAUGAUUGCUUGCAUAAUGCUGGAUACCAGCCUUCUGCAGAAAGUCUUCCAUGGUCAUGUUUGCUUCUUCCUCAAAUUUCAAAUCUAUGUUAAGAAAGUCUGCCAGAUGUGUAAUUAUCUCUCUCUCCCCAACUAGUUCAGUAUAUGCAGAACUGGCUGCUGCACAUGUAUAUGUACUAUCUGUUUCAAUCAAAUCACGUUGCUGGUCAUUUUGAUUGUUAGGCUCAAAUUGUGUUUGCUUCUUUUCUUCAUAGACAGUAGGUUUAGCACUCUGAAUAUUUUCUGGUUUGUUCUGGUUUGCAACAUUAUCUCUAUCCAUCUGCUCCUGAGAUUCUAGUAUAAGAUGCCACUGUUGAUUUCUUUGACUAAGCCAUAAUUGAGCCAUUGCUAGGUCAUCUGAAGUAGUAUCGUAAUAAUGUUCUCUGUGAGUGACUAUCUCCAAACAUUUAGCACCAACCUCCAGCAGUUUAGCUUUACUAUCUUCUGUUACCCAAUACUUCUGUUGAAGUUGGACUUUUGGGAUUGAGGAGAAUUCUUGUGUUGCUUCCAUGUUCCUGUUGAGGAAAAGGUGUACAUUAAGGCAACAGCUUGAUUUAUACAAAUUCUGAUUACUAUAUAAAACAGCCAAUAAAAGGGCUGGGAGGAGAAUCAUUUUAAUUCAUAGAAUUGUAGAGUUGGAAGGGACCCUGAGGGUCAUCUAGUCCAACCCUCUGGCAUUCAUUCUUUAUUCAUUGGAUUUAUGUCCUAUUUUUCAGCUAGAGUCCUCAAAGCAGCUAACAACUUUUGUAAAACACACCAAGAAGCACCAAGAAGCUCAAAAACACAACACAAACAGCCUCACUGUUCUUCUAAACAGGGCAGCUACUCUUAAGUUGGCCCUAUAAGUGGGUGGGGAUGGCAUAGUUUGAGUAGGCCCUGAGGUUGUCUUUGUCUCCCUCCCUCUUUUCUACUUGCUGUGGUGGUGUAAUUUGCUCUUCACUUAUUUGACUGGGGGGGGAGCUUUAAACACUUCCUUUAUCACUCUUCUCCUUUUAGCCAGCCACAUAUGAUUUUCCAAUCCCUAGGGAUGGGGAGAAAUUCAAAUUCAGUUCACUUUUAAAGGUGUAUCUAUCAAAUUUGCACCUUUUGAAACAAUACGUGAACUGAAAUACAGCUGUCCUUUGAAAUUCACACUUUUCCAAAUUUUGCAAUACAAUUCUUCAUAAGAAUGUAAGAAGAGUUUGCUGGAUCACGCCAGUGGCCCUUCUAGUCCAGCAUUCCAUUUCUGCAGUGACAACCAGAUGUCUAUGUGAAGACUAAAAGCAGGACCUGAGCACAAUAGCACUCUCCCCACUUGUGAUUCCCAAAAACUAGUAUUCAGAAACAUACUGUCUCUCGAACAAGCUAUAAUUACAAAAUGCAAAAAAUGUACCUAAAAAUUAAUAUAUGAGUGAAAAUAAAAAUGUAUGUAUGGGGAAAUUGCUUGCAAAGGGGUGUGUGCAUUAGUUAAAAUUGCAUAUAAAAUGUGUGCGUUAUAUUCUGAAAAACAUGGAAACUUUAUUUUAAAAAUGCAGAUUGAGCCAAAACAUGGACAACUGAAUUUAAAAUAAGGAAAUUAAAAAACCAAGAAAGCUUUGGAUUUUCAUCAGUUGUUUGGAUGAUGUCUAAGAUAUAUAGCAUUUAUCUGAAUGAUAGGAAUAAUAAAUAUUGUGAUAGGGAGAUGGCAAAUUUAAAUAAAGAUAUAUUCCAGAGAAGGUGAAGGGUAUUGUAGUAAUUUUAUCAGGUUUUUACAUUUGCUUUAUUUUUGGUGGUGGUUAUCUAACAAAUGGCAGUAUAAAAGUGAAGUUAUGCUUAGAAAUGUAAUUUCUUUCCUCUUAAAAUUAAUUUUAAGUGCACAACAGAAGGCUAGAAUCAAAACAACAGUUCAGUUACUUCUAUGAGCUUAGUGGGGAUAUGUAUCCUCAACAACAACCCCCUUUGUCACAAGCAGAAACCCAGAUAAUUUGAAAAGUAGUGUGUGUGAUAUGGAAUAUGGUCUGCUGUUUAAAGGGAAAUAAGUUCAGACAUUUCACUGCAAACCCUUGCAUAAGCCUAAAGUAGUUACUGGACUCCAAAUAUAUAUGAUCAUGUUAUAACAUGGACAAUCAAUGUUUAGUGUUCCCUUUUCUUUUUUUAAAUGUAUUUUUCACUGAAGCUUUAAAAAAAUACACAAACAAGAAUACAAAAAUAUUAUGAGGCCCUAGUAUAUGCACAGCUCUUUGUUGUCAAUUCCCCUACCUCACAUCAAACACAUGAAUAAACAAACAUGACUAUGCUGUCUUGUUUAGUUUUAUCAAACUUUACCUAGGGAAAUGGGGGAGCAUCCUAAUUUUCCCCCCAUCUGAUAUAUUCAGGUAUGGAAGAAAAUAUAUAGCCGCACAGUCUCCUAAGAAUUUGGUGUCAACAGAGCUGUGAAGGAUUUUAUGUAAUAUGUGAAUGCGUUGUUAUCUAAAAAUAGGUGCUGAUUCCAGAAGCAUGUCUGGCAUCCUACCCUGAACAUGAUGACUUUACCCUGAAAUAUUAUGGUUUUAUCAAGAAGGCUAAAACUUUGUGAUAGUUGUCGGGCAUGCUUCCAGAUGUUUUGGGACUACAAUUCCCAUCAUCCCUGACCACUGGUUCUGAUAGCUAGGGAUGAUGGGAGUUGUAGUCCUAAAAAACAUUUGUAGGUCCAAGUUUGGUCAUGUCUCGUUUAGGCGAACUGUGAUCACUAACACUGGAUACUAAAAGGGGUUCAGAAAGCCCACACAUACAUUUAAAGAGUGUGUGAGAGAGAUGCAGGGCCACAUGAGCAAGCCCCACACACUUGCCACUGAUGUACUUGGGAUCACACAAUCUUUCCAUGAGAAGGGACUCUUGUGUACGAAAAUGCAUAUGUAGAGUUCCUCCAUGUGAGGAGGGAAUUUUGACCCAAUUCAGAUCCCCUUUUGUGUGGAGAAUCUUUUCACAUGUACAGUGGUACCUCGGGUUACAAAUGCUUCGGGUUACAAACACUUUGGGUUACAAACUCCGCUAACCCAGAAGUAGUACCUCAGAUUGAGAACUUUGCUCCAGGAUGAGAAUGGAAAUUGUGCGGCAGCGGCGCAGCAGCAGUGGGAGGCUCCAUUAGUGAAAGCGUGCCUCAGGUUAAGAACGGUUUUGGGUUAAGAACGGACCUCUGAAAUGAAUUAAUUUGUAACCCGAGGUACCACUGUACCUUGGUUUGUGCAAAGAACUAUAUGGCUAGUGAAUGAGUGCCUCACAGUCUCUUCCCAACCUAUAUGAUGAGAUGCUUAGACAAAGAAUAGAGAAAGGCAGCCCAGAAUUUGUCAAUAUGUUCCUUGGCAAACUCUGGAAUAUUGUUACAGCAGAGCUGUAAAAUCAUUGGGGAUUUAAAUGUCUGUAUGCUCAACCUUUCAGUUGUAUGAACCUGCAAUCAUAGUUCAUAGAAUCAUCUGAAUGCAGCUAGGGUAACCUACAUCAUUAAAAAAAAUAUGCUAAGUGACUCAAGUAAAAGAAUUUUGUUGUUUAGUCAUUUAUUCGUGCCCAACUAUUCGUGACCCCAUGGACCAGAGCAUGCCAGGCACUCCUGUCUUCCACUGCCUCCUGCAGUUUGGUCAAACUCAUGCUGGUAGCUUCAAGAACACUGUCCAACCAUCUCGUCCUCUGUCAUCCCCUUCUCCUUGUACCCUCAAUCCUUCCUAGCAUCAGGGUCUUUUCCAGGGAGUCUUCUCUUCUCAUGUUGUGGCCAAAGAAUUGGAGCCUCACCUUCAGGAUCUGUCCUUCCAGUGAGCACUCCGGGCUGAUUUCCUUCAGAAUGGAGAGGUUUGAUCUUCUUGCAGUCCAUGGGACUCUCAAGAGUCUCCUCCAGACCAUAAUUCAAAAGCAUCAAUUCUUUGGCGAUCAGCCUUCUUUAUGGUCCAGCUCUCACUUCCAUACAUCACUACUGGGAAAACCAUAGCUUUAACAAUAUGUACCUUUGUUGGCAAGGUGUGUCUCUGCUUUUUAAGAUGCUGUCUAGGUUUGUCAUUGCUUUUUCCCCAAAAGCAGGCGUCUUUUAAUUUUGUGACUGCUGUCACCAUCUGCAGUGAUCAUGGAACCCAAGAAAGUAAAAUUCUUUGUUGUUUUAGUUUUCAUGGUGGUGUCCAGCAAUGUUUGCAUAGAACAACUAUUAAUAAAUAUGGCAACAUUUAGAUAAACUGCUUCAAAACUUUUCCAAAUCUUCUCUCCUUUAAAGGUGAAGAUAGGCAAUUUUUCACACACCCUGUACAGAAGUUUCCAUUUGUUUUAUGCAACUUUAUUGUCUUAACUGAACAGCUCAUUUUAGCAUAUAUAGUGUUUCUUAGUACAGUGGUGCCUCGCAAGACGAAAUUAAUUCGUUCCGCAAGUCUCUUCGUCUUGCGAGUUUUUCGUCUUGCGAUGCACGGUUUCCCAUAGGAAUGCAUUGAAAAUCAAUUAAUGCGUUCCUAGGGAAACCGCCUUCAGACCAGGUCCGGGGACAGUCUGUCCCCGGACCUCUUCUGAAGGCUGGGGGGCAAGGGCUUUCUUCCCACCCCCAGCAUUUUAAAACCCCGGGACAGCGGAGGACUUCUCCGCUGUCCGGGCGAUCUUAAAAUGCUGGCGGGCGGCAUUUAAAAUCACCCCGGGACAGCGGAGGACUUCUCCGCUGUCCGGGGCAAUUUAAAGCCCCUGGGAAGGCAGGCAGGGGGACAAAGACUUUGCCCCCGCCAGCCUUCAGAAGAGGUCCUGGACCUCUUCUGAAGGCGGGCGGGGCGAAGUCUUGCUCCCCGCCUUCAAAAGCCCUCCGGGACAGGCAGGCAGGGGAGCAAAGACUUCGCCCCCGCCCGCCUUCAGAAGGUCUUCCCUCCCCCGCCCGGCCCGGAGCACCGUUCCGGAGCCGGGCGGCGGCGGAGGUCUUCCCUCCCCCGCCCGGCUCGGAGCACCGCUCCGAGCCGGGCGGCGGCGGAGGUGUUCCCUCCCCGCCCGGCUCGGGCACCGUUCCGGGCCGGGCGGCGGGGAGGUCUUCCCUCCCCACCGCCCGGCUCGGAGCACCGUUCCGAGCCGGGCGGCGGGGAGGUCUCCCUCCCCCCGCCCGGCCCGGAGCACCGUUCCGAGCCGGGCGGCGGCGGCAGGUGUUCCCUCCCCCGCCCGGCUCGGAGCACCGUUCCCGAGCCGGGCGGCGGCGGCAGGUGUUCCCUCCCCCGCCCGGCUCGGAGGAGCCUUCCGGCCCGGCGGCGGCGGGAGGAGGUGUCCCCGCCCCGCCGCCAGGCUUCGGAGGAGGUCCGAGGACAGUGGGAAGACGCGCUGCGCUUCCCGCUGUCCCUGAGAUUUCCUAUGGGCUGUCGUCUUGCGAAGCAAGCCCAUAGGGAAAUUCGUUUUGCGAAGCGCCUCCAAAACGGAAAACCCUUUCGUCUAGCGGGUUUUCCGUCUUGCGAGGCAUUCGUCUUGCGAGGUACCACUGUACUUAUUUGCAACUGUUCUUAAGUAGUUCCAUCCACAUAUCAAAAGCCUACAAUAGACCAGCCACCUCCCUCUUUUUAUGCUGCUUUAUCACUAUUUUGACUAAUAGGUGUUAAUUAUGUGGUUCCCUCCAUUUUUAGCAAAUCAUAUUAUACAAUCGGAAGAGAAACCAGAGUAUCAAUAUUUACUUUUAUUUGAAAUGUUUGAAGUGGCCUACCUUGUCAUCUGUCUCAGAAUGAAAGGGUAUAGAAGAAGUUUAGGAGAGUUCCCCCGCCGCACCACUGUUUAGUUCAAUUUUUUGAGUUGUAAACCCAAGUUUUCUUGCCAACAAUCCGCUUCCUUCAAAGCAGCAUGCAUGGAUCACCCCGACCCCUGGUUUAUUUUUAGUUACUAGUUGAGGCUACCAUAGAAACAGUGCAUGUGGCAACAGUUUAUAGUUACUGUUUAUAGAUUGACACAGAGGUGCUUUGAAGAACCAGCCCAGUACAUUUGGCUGAAAUCAAUGUUACCGGUAGAUAGGUAACUGGGUAGAUACUCAUAAUUUCUUAACAUAAUGUAUGCUAAGCUAGUGGAGAAGGGAGAGAAGGCCUUUUUAAAGAAAUAUUUUUGUUAGGGUUAGAACUCCAGCUGUUAGUGAAAUCAAAUCUUGUUAAUUGCCUUUUACUGACUGCAUUCAAGUAUUCCUGAUGUAAAAGCCAGACUUCAUUAAUGGCAUCCUGGUGUCAUUUGAUUGCAAGGGCAAGAGUGGUCUUUUUUUGUGCAGCCCUCACAGAACUAAUUUAGGCUUGCCAAAGCAUUUGGACAUGCUCCAUGGCAUUUCCCCUCCCUUUGCUUUGAACUACCCACCAUGGCUGAUUCAAUAUGGCCAAAGGAGGUUUUCUGAGUAGCUCCAGAGCAGUGAUGUGGACUUUCUAGAAAAUAUUCAUAUGCAAAUCAGGGUAAUUUGCAGUUUGAAAACUAAAUGCUCUAGAGAAGGAGUGGGAAACCUCCCCCCCCCCCCCGGCAGGCUAGAUCAAAAAGUGCUCACCCCUCUGAGCCACUUUUGACAGGUUGGUGAAUCCACCCACUUGAUAUUAGGUGAAUCUGAGCCUGCCAGAAGUCAGGAGAACUUGUAUCUGGCACCUAUUGAUUAUUAGUAAUAAGUUUAUGAAACUGUUUUUUUCCUUGUGGAAAAACAAAGCACCAGAAAAUUUCCUUCUCCAUAUCACUGGUUUAGCAGAUGAUUAACACUUCUUUGCAUAAAGGAAUGAUGUCUACUGGCUACUACCCUUAAAGCGCUAUGUUUGAAGAGUUAUUUUCAGACCCUGACCACUUACACCUGGGACUAGAGUGUCCUUUACAGAGGACAGUCUUAUAUUUGAAUGGCUGUCCAGUUCAAGCUUCUUUUAAAUAUAACCAUUAGGAGGGAGAGAGCAGGGUUUUUUGAAGUUGCCCGGCAAAUGUUAGCACCUGGACAGUAGCAUAAGCAGGGAUAUGGGUCACCUGGUCAUAGUCUUGCUCACUAUGUUGAGAUACAGUGUAUUUCUCUUUAUAUUGCAGUAAUUAGUUCUAAAUUUGCAUCUGUGCAUAUAAAUUAGCACAAGCAAAUAUUUUGCAUAUGUGUUCCCAUUUGCAUUUACAGUGGUACCUCGGGUUACAUACACUUCAGGUUACAUACGCUUCAGGUUACAUACGCUUCAGGUUACAGACUCCGCUAACCCAGAAAUAGUACCUCGGGUUAAGAACUUUGCCUCAGGAUGACAACAGAAAUCAUGCAGCGGUGGCGCAGCAGCAGCAAGAGGCCCCAUUAGCUAAAGUGGUGCUUCAGGUUAAGAACAGUUUAAGAACAGAUCUCCAGAACGAAUUAAGUUCUUAACCCGAGGUACCACUGUAUUCUCUUUUUUGGCACUGUAUAAGUGGCUGCCCAGUUAGGACUUCCAAACUGUGGUUUGGCCAUGGUCUCUGAAGAAGACAAACUGAUUCUGGCAGCUCAUUUUAGGGCACAUUUUCUUAUAUCAUAUGCAGGUGCAGCUUGAAACCAGAAAUAUGUAUAUAGAGCAGGGGUUGUCAACCUGGUCCCUACCGCCCACUAGUGGGCGUUUCAGGAUUCUAGGUGGGCAGUAGGGGGUUCUACGGCACAAGCUGAAUCCUCCUUCCAUUGAGCACUGGUGGGCGGAAAGGAAAUUUUACCAUCAAGAAAGAUGCAUUAGUGGGUGGUAGGUAUAAAAAGGUUGACUACCCAGAUAUAGAGAAAUAUAGUGUACAAUCAGCAAUAUAUUAGCUUGGGACAUAGGUGAAUGAGAAUUGGCAAUUACUCACAGGAAGGUACAUAACCAGUUAACCCAGUAGGCCAGUCCAUGUUGAAAAUCUUCAUUUCCACAGUUAUCACAACAUGGCUUUUAGGAACUUAGGUGAAGGGAAUAAAGUGGGUGAUUAUUAUUUUUAAUCCAGCUGUCCAUAUACAGAUGAAAUAUCCAAAUGAACUGGGUAUCAGAAGCAUUUUUGAUAGGAUCAUGUACCAGUUGCAGUAUACAUAGUUUGAUUUUCACUGCUGUGUAAGCCAGCUAAUUGUGACCAUUUAUUUGCAUAUUGCCAAGUCAAUGGUGAUUUUAUUUCUACCCUGAUUAUUGAAAGUGAUAUGAAGCUUUCUUACUGCAUUCUCAACUUGAAGCAUGCUAAUUAUAUUGAGUGGUGACCACCUAUUGUAUUGAAAUUUGUAAAGAAAAUUCAGGAGAGGUCACCCAUAUCACCCCUUCUACUGCUGAUUACAUCUUAUUCUUUAUGUUACCUGAUUGUAGCUGGCAAUAAGGAGAUGGAGAACAGUCUCACAGUAAAAUGACCAAACUUCCAUAGUCAACUCAGAUCAAAUCAAAAGUUGAAAAAAACUGCAGUGUGGGGGGAAGUGGUCUGUUAUCUAAGAUCUUACAGGUUAAUCAGAAAGAGUACAAUAUUAUAGUUAGAAGAUACCACAAGGAAGGUGAAAAACAUGCCUUUCCCCAACUAAUUCAGAUGACAUUAAAAAAAAAUGCCUCCUGGCCCUCAAAAAAAGCAACUGCUUAUAACAUGAGGUAGACCAAAUCCAGGGGAAAGUGGCCUGUACCAUCCACUCAGCUCCGACAGAACAGUUUGCUUGUGUGCAGUAUGUAUGUCCUGCAGAUCGAAACCUCAAAGGAUCCAGAGAUCUUGCAAGAUUCUGGCCUUUUAUUUGCUCUCAUAAAAGGGGAGAGGCUGCUUGGGCAGUAGCCACUGUUCUACUCAGAGCAGACCCAUUGAAAUUGAGAGACAUUACGAAUUUAGAUACAUUCAUUUCAAUAAGUCUACUCUAAGUGGAUCUUUUGAGGACAUGGCCUCUUGUCACUGUGAGAGUCAUAUGCAGUCACAUCACUGCUGAGGAAAAAGCAGGGAAGUACCAUGAGAUGUUUCCUCCUGUUGUGCAAACCUCCCCACUGUACACAAACACCACUGCAGGCUGGGUGAGGGGACAAUUUGGCUAUGUUGUGUUGAGGCUGGAAGCAGGGAUAGAUGCUAAUGUUAUGGAGGCUAUGUCUAACCUAAGAGCUAGUAGCACUUCCUUGUUCCCUCCUAGCCUUACAUAGUAAUUGUACCCAGGAAAAGCAGCAAUCAAUUAAAAAUAAUAUAAUACACACACACACACACACAAGUCAGUGCUGCUGUAGAUGUGCACCUGGCUUUAUCCCAGUUGCCAGUGUGCAAUUAUUUGUUGUUGUUGUUUAGUCGUCUUAGUUGUGUUUGACUCUCCGUGACCCCAUGAACCAGGGCAUGCUUUGGAAACUCACUUUCUUCUCAAAGCUUCUCCUUUUUUAUGUCCAUGGAGUUUUCUUGGCAAAAUACUGGAGUGGUUUGCCAAUUCCCUCUCCAGGUGGAUCACAUUUAGUCUAAACUCUCGGCUAUGACCUGUCUGUCUUGGGUGGCCCCCCACAGCAUAGCUCAUUGCUUCUUGGAGUUAUUCAAGCCCCUUCGCCACGACAAGGCAGUGAUCCAUGAAGGGGUGCAAUCAUUUACUGUAGGCCUUUUAGAGAACUUUGUUACAAAUGUUACAAACAUAGUUAAGAUUAAUAAAUUAUGGUAGCCAUAGAGAUGUGCCUGAACACCAGGCAUCCCUCUCUUCAUUGGCAUAGCCGCGGGGGGGGGGGGAGAGGCAGCUGCCCCCAUCAAUAAAAAGCAAUAAAAAUACAUAGCUAACUGAGGUUCUGCCCUCCCCCCCAACAAAAGGCCUGCCCCCCUAACAAAAAUCCUGGCUACACCCAUGCUCCUCUCCAUAGGGUUGUACCAUUUAUCUUGGACAGAACCCUGCCAUUCUUAAGGGACCCAAAAAGGAGUUACCUCCUAGGAUCCCCUCUUGCCAUUCAGCUCUUCUCCCUCUGUACUGCUAUUGCCACCUUUCUAGUCUCAUAGUGAUGAUCUUUUCCUCCUUCUGUCCCUGGCUGAGGAGUUGAAGGGUAGCAAGCAGGAAGGGUGGGUGGUGAGGGCAAGGCUACUUGCCAGUCCUCAUUGCAAAGCUCUUUGUCAGCCAACUUCUCUGAGUUUCCAGCUGCCCACCAUAAUAAAUUAAAACAUUUGUGUCCCCAAGGAGAAAGCUGCAGCAAGGUCAAACAAUCUCUUACCACCAUUGGAGUUAAGGGAUCAAUGAGAUUGCCGCAGGGGUGAGGGAGUAGGCAAAAUUCCCUUGCGUACCCCCCCCCAUAAUAGUGGACACCUGGAGUUUCAUCUGUCAACACAGCCUUUUGUUUCCACAGGCAUUUGAAAGCCAUCUGGGCUAUGAGGACUCCUGAUUGAAUCUGGUAGUCUUAUCCUAGCAGUAACACUGACUUAGGAGAGCCCCCCCCCCCCCCCAGUUGAUACAGUAUUAAUUUUUCAUGCAUUUAAAAACGCAGUUCAAAUGGUUGUGGCUUGAAAGUUUUGUAGAAAUAAAUGUGGAUUGUGGUUAAUCAGAUAAAGGAAGGCAAGGUUAAGAAAUGGGGGUAAGGACUGUGCAAAAACUUUUCAGUGGUUCAGUUUUACAGUUUCAUUUCCUUUUAGUUAAGUGAGAAAUGCAGGCCAGUUAUGUUUUGUGUACAUAUAUGUAAAAUAUACGGUGUGCAUAAAAGCUUCUGAGUAUAAGGGGAAAACUUUAACACUUCAAGUACAGAAAUUCCUAGGUACCAAAAUCAUAUAUUUAGGGAGCUUGGACAAUGGGUGACUGAGGUUCUUCCAGUCUGAAAAUACAGUUUUAAAAUAGAUCAUAAAAGUAUGUGCAGGAAAGCAGUUGAAGGUGAUCAAAAUCUCAUCUGCUGCAGAUGCUUUGUAGCAUCUGAAGCAUCAAAUGUUUACAGUUUGCAAUAUUGUUGUAAGAGUGGUUUAAAAGCUGUAUGUUGAGUAUAUUGAAAGAUUAGGCAUAACAUAUCUAUUUGUGCUCCAGUGGGUUAGUUCAGAAAGCCUUCGUCUGUGACUUCCUCCUUUUAGUUGCAAGUUGAAAAGGCAGCAAAUUGUGUUAUGUCCUGGAUGAUGAAAUUUGAUUAUCUAGUUCACAUUGUAAAAACAAAGCACAAGUUUGUACAGCAGCCAUUAUCUAUUCACAUGAUUUUAAAAUGUUCCUUGAAAAUUAAUUUUCUUCAUCCCAUGUAAAUUAUUUUUUCAGGAAGUGGGUUGUCUGGGGGGGGGGGAUUCACUCUGGUUAAUAAGUAACCAUAUGGUGCAUUUGGUAAUGAGAAUGCACCUCGCUAUACCAGUGUUUCCAAAUUGGUGGUCGGAUCCACAUAACCCAGCUAGGGAGUCCAUGACACGUACCUGUCAACUGCCUGGGACAUCCCAUCUUUGGGCAUUAUGCUCUCAUGAGCGUGACCUGGAAGACACACACCCCAGUUUUGCACUAGGAGAUGUGGGAGGGUAUGGUGGCAGCAUUCACACAGAGAUAUAAGUAUUUUCAAAAGUAGAGGAUCCAUGGCUUGGCUUUUGAAAAAUAGGGGGUCCCCAGUACUUGGCUAAUUGGGAGCCACUGCUCUAUAUGUUAUAUACCCAGUCAUUUAUUUUUAUUAUUUUAUUAUUUAUUAAAUUUAUAUACCACCCUUCAUCCAAAGAAGGAUGUUUUGUUAGAACAAAAACAAAACAAUCACCACCACCACCCCAGAAACACAUUUAAGAGGCAGUAGAAUAUUAAUCAUCCAAAGGCCUGGUUGGAGAGGAAAUAUUUGAAAUAUUUGUUAUAAAUGACAAUCAUAACUAAAAAAGUAUAAAAAGAUGUAUAAUGAAGGGACCAGACCAACCUACCUGGGGAGAGCAUUCUGCAUAUGGGGAGCCACUGCAUAAAAAGGCUUAUUCUGGUGUUGCCACCCUCCGGAUCUCCCGUGGAGGAGGCACACGAAGAAGGGCCUCCAAUAAUGAUUGCAGAGUCCAGGUUGGUUCAUAUGGGGAGAGGUGGUUGUUGACAUAUUGAGGCUUUAAGAAUCAAAGCCAGCACUUUGAACUUGGCCUGGAAGUUAAUUGGCAGUCAGUGCAGUCACACCAGGAUUGGUGUCAUAUGCUCAAACCAUCAUGCCUCUUUGAUGGUUUCUGCACAAAUCAUCUUCAAAAGCAGCCCCACAUAUAACGCGUUGCAGUAAUCCAACCUAGAAGUUACCAGAGCAUAGACAACAGAAGUUUGGCUAUCCCUAUCCAGAUAGGGGCGCAGCUGGGUCACCAGCCGAAGCGGAUGGAAGGCAGUCUGCACCAUCAAGACCACCUGAGCCUCAAGCAACAGCAAAGUAUCCAGGAGUACUCCAAGCUACAUACCCCAUCCUUCAGAGGAAGUGUAACAGCAUCAAGAGCAAACAAUCUCCCACCCAUCUGGUCUAGGGAGCCACUUACUAACAGUGCCUCAGUCUUAUUUGGAUUAAGCUUCAGUUUCUUGGCUUUCAUCCAGUCCAUUACCAAGGCAAGACAACGGUCUAGCACAUCCACUGCCUCAUCUGCAGAUGUAAAGGAGAAGUAGAGCUGUGUGUCAUCAGCAUAUUACUGACAAUGUACUCCAUAACUUGGGAUGACCCACUCAGCAGUUUCAUGUAGAUAUUAAAUAGCACAGGGGAUAAAAUUGAGCCCAGAGGAACUCACUUAUUGAAGGCAGCAUCAGAUAAAAAGGUUUUACUGUGAACAGUUUGAUUUAAUUAUAUUCCAUACUUGCCGAACGGGAUACAUAAAAGUCAUAAGUUGGUUGACUGUUGAGGAACAAAUAGGAAGGUUUUGUCUUGUUCAAGAAAACCCUAUGGUCUAAGCCUAGUCUAUUUAUAUAUCCAUUUUCCACAGAUACAUUUCUGCCCAAAGUUGUUUUCAUAAAAUAAAGCAUAAAUAUAAAAUAGUAUUAUUGCCAUUAUAUAUAAUUUUUUUAUUAUUAUUUUCCCUUUCCAGAAAUGUCCAUUCUGA